UACGAAUCAAAGACAGAAACCUCUCUGCGAAUCACAGCUGAGUAGUCAUGACACAUGACCAACUGUAAUGAAGCCAUUGAGGGAACUGGAAAGAACCUCGCCAAGAAAACGACCAAAAAAAGCGUGGAAAGCCAAAGAGAAAAGGACAAGACAGCAACUGUUAAAUCUGUCAGUAACUCGCAAUUGUAGAGAUGGUCCAGUCUUGUUCGGCUUACGGAUGUAAAAACAGAUAUCAUAAAGACAAAAACAUUUCAUUUCACAAGUUCCCGCUUGCACGGCCAGAUGUGUGUGGAAAAUGGGUUGCAGCCAUGAGGAGAAACAACUUCAAACCCACCAAAUACAGCAAUAUCUGCUCUCAACAUUUCACUAAGGACUGCUUUAAACGGGAGUGCAACAACAGAGUCCUGAAGGAGAAUGCUGUGCCUUCACUGUUCUGUUUCAACAAAUUACAAAUGGCGGAGUCGUUGGUUGACCCGUUCCCUCCUGAGAUGGAGUUCCCCUUGCCCUCGCUCCCCCUCUCCGACACGGAGGAGACCCAGGAGGUGCAGCCAGCCGAGGAGCCGCCGAUGGUCCCGACACCUCGCGCUGCCGUCCCCCUGUCACCCCAGGAGGCCUUGGACCUCCCUCACAGCGCGUCCGUCUCCUGUGACCACAACUACACCGUGGAGGACACGGUUCAGCAGAAGAAGAGGGUGGAGCAGCUGGAGGAACAGCUGGAAAAGCUGAGGAAGAAGCUGAAGACAGUGCAGCAGAAGUGUCGGAGGCAGGAGAGACAGUUGAAAAGGUUCAAGGCUGUCGGGGAAUUCCAGAGGGCGUACAAGGACCCGGCUCUCGGGGAGGGUUAUGUGAUCCUACCCAAACAGCUCUACGAUGUCCUCAAAGGGAUUGAACCAGUGGACGGCCUGUAGGCAAGGUGGAAGUCGCCUGGGAGACCGUGUGCGAAGGUGUGCAUGGGACCUGGCUUGGGGCCAAUGCACAGUCUGUUAAAACAAGCAGAUGUCCUGAACAUCUCACGCGUUUGACUGUGUGGUUUUAGCCGGUCUGGCUCCAGUGUACUGGGCUCGUCCCAAGGUUCACAACUUAUGGAACCCCAAGUCUGGAGGUGGUAAAAGGGCCCCUGUGCCCCUUUCCAAAAACAGGCAACCACCUACACAAUCAUUUGGUAUACUGUUUUUGUUGUUUUGGGUGGGGGGUGGGAAUGUACAAGAACAGUGGUUUGCCAAUCACCACAGCUGAUUCAGCCGGUCACCAACACCUUGAUCUGCAUGUCUGGUUUUCUAGUUCGGAAGCAACAUUGUUGUGUAAACUCGGGGUUCUCCUGUGGGCGGGUUCUAAAACCACUGCCUUAGAGUUUCUGUGAUUGUCCCAAAUACACACAGCGGCAGUCUGGCCGUGGCAAACAGCGGCAGUCUGGCCGUGGCAAACAGCGGCUUGGCAAAGGCCAGUGGAGUUUGGCGUGAGCACACACAUUUGGGACCGCCAAUUUAAAAUAUGCUGGGAUAAGAACCCACGCUGGUGUUUCCCGGGGUUUCCAGAGGCGUAUUUGGGUUGUCUCAGGUUAUCAGAACAUAGGCCCUGAGGGUACGCGUUUGGAUUUUAGCCCUGGAAAAUCACGCCUGAUUCAACUUGUCAGCUAAUCCUCAGGCCCUCAACAGAGUGGAAUUUGGAAUUCAUCCAGAGCUACAACGAAAAUAUGUGCUAUACUUUUUGGGAACCUGUGCUUUAGAAGGCCUGAGAAAGGGCUCCCCAAAACCCUUCUUAAUAUGGGUGUGCUGAAGGCCAGGGGCAGGCAACUCUGUUCCUGGGGCGCCAAAAGCGUUUUAUUUUUCUUAUUAGUCAGUUAAUUGCACUUGCUUGGUGUCCCAGGUCUCAUUCUCCGAUUACACAGAGAGGAUAAAACCAGACGUGUCUUGGCCAUCCAGGAGAGGAUUGUGUUAUUCCUACUCCAGUGGCUUCAGGGUUGGGGAAACACAUGUAGGAGCCAAAUCCAAAUUCUGACAUUGAUAAAAUCAAGAGUUGGAAAGAACGCAAAUACCUGCUUCCACCUUUCCAGCACCAUUUUAACAUACAUCAUGUGUCCUCGUAACCUACUGCAAUGACAGCUUGAGGUGGCAACCAAAAAAUUGCAAUUUGGUCCAAAUCAACUCGCUACUUUAGUAAUCUGAUGUUCGGCCGGCUGCUGUCUGUGAGCGGAGUUAAACUUUGACUCCCCUCUUCUCAGGCCUGGGGCACAACAGGAUAAUGAAAUCAUUGGCCAUUAUGUGGAAUUAGCUAAAACCACAAGUCCAAAGCAAUCCAUGGCUAUUUAGGAAAGGGUACCUUUUAGCUAGCUGGCCUCAAGGAGAACAUUUCCUGAAUAGUUAAAUUGUUUUCUGUCAGUGAUGUUUUGAUGUGAUUGGUGUUAUACCUGAUCCGUACAGACUUUCCUUGGGGGGUGUUUCUCGCCCAAAGGGUUUCCUAAAAUUGAGCUCAGCUUAAAGUUAGCUGGUUAAUCAUUUUAUAAUUCUUUUCGUGAAGGGUUUCUAAACACCACUUGGCCUCAGUUAGUUAAGUGUAAUGGUGGUUGGAUUCCUUUCUACAGAGGUUUAGUCACUUGCAAAAUUUGAAGGAAAAUUUAUGAAAAGAUUAACCAAAUUAAAAAUGAAUCCUUAAUUCUUUGUUUUUAUUGGUCAUGUUUUUGGGGCUCUGGCUCCUGUGAAUACACACUCCAGCUCCAUUCCCUUGCUGAGACCUAAAGACCCAUUUCCCAGAUCCACAAAGGUCUUGUCCAGAUCUGUAGGGUUGAUGGUGCUUCUUGACCACGUUGUGUCACAUAUGCAACCAUCAAAAGCACACUUGAGGGUUUUGAUUUUGUUUUCUGAUCUGUUAACUGUUACAGGCAGUCCUGCUGAAAGUCUGAUCCAACUAUUUGGGGAGUUUAUUCUCGUCACUGCUUUUGUGGCAUAUAAAUACUGUAGACCUACUCUGACUUUCAGUAUUUUGUAAUUUAGUCAUGUACGCCAAAUCUUGGAUAAAACGAAAAGGAGAUGAUGGUUGAUAUUUCUUUUCUCUUGUGUACUGGUUGUCAACCAGAUUGUCCACUCGGUGCUCACUGUUGUUUCAGUUGAAGAUGGAUUCCAGGCUGGAUUAUCAAACCGAGGGCAGAGGUGUCACGAUGAACAUCCCAUUGGUCCUGCAGCCGAUAAACCUGUGGAGCUCAAAGCUCAACUGUGUCCUAUGAUCAAAGGACUGGGCGGUUCAAUAUUUUGCAUAAAC
Esox lucius (northern pike) is the source of this 3255-nucleotide messenger RNA. It is a transcript of the gene thap1, whose product is annotated as THAP domain containing, apoptosis associated protein 1. Gene Ontology annotation, molecular function: sequence-specific DNA binding. The record is from RefSeq and is a predicted model, not a curated record. The transcript has 3 exons. The coding region runs from base 192 to 908 and encodes 238 amino acids. NCBI's taxonomy places the organism in Eukaryota, Metazoa, Chordata, Actinopteri, Esociformes, Esocidae.